This is a messenger RNA of Diaporthe citri, 1767 nucleotides long. RefSeq lists its product as uncharacterized. Bases 1 to 1767 code for a protein of 588 amino acids. Gene Ontology annotation, molecular function: FAD binding. The record is from RefSeq and is a predicted model, not a curated record. Lineage: Eukaryota; Fungi; Ascomycota; Sordariomycetes; Diaporthales; Diaporthaceae. The transcript has 4 exons.
AUGCGUGCUUCCACUAUUGCACCCGCUAUGCUCGCCACCACGGUCCUGACAGUGGCUAACGACACUAGCUGCGAUGUUGAGCCACAUCCACCCAGUUUAGCGUAUCUCCUCACAGUCUUCGCUACAGAGACACCACCAAUAAUUAUUGGCAACUCUGGAUAUGGAAACCGGAUUUUUAUUCCAAUCACAGGCGGGUCGUUUUCAGGGCCCAAGCUAGAAGGCAGGGUCAUUGGUGCCGGAGGAGACUGGGGCAACUACGAUACUACCGGUACCGUUUUCUCUCCCGAUGCGAAAAUCGUCUUGGAGACCAACGAUGGCGCCAAUAUCCUCAUUUCCGGCCGCGGAAGGUCACCGUACAUCACAUUUGACUUUGAGACGGGCAGCAAGGAAUAUGGCUGGUUGAACGCAGUUGUUGGCGUUGGAUCAAUUCAAGUCGGGGACAACAAUAUUACGGCUCAACUGUUCCAGGAGGCUGCCGUGUAUCCCUCUUGUAUCGUCUCGCCCACCUCAUCCAUAGAUGUGUCAGGAGCUGUUACAACUUUGACAGAGUUGAACUGCAGCUUCGCCAUUCGAUCUGGCGGUCAUUCCACUUGGGCCGGCAAUGCCAACAUUGCCAAUGGUGUCACGAUAGACAUGCAAGCCUUAGAUGCCAUCAGCGUCAGCGACGACAGGUCAGUUGUCUCCGUCAGCCCAGGUGCCAGAUGGGGCGAGGUUUACAAGGCACUUGCCCCUCACAACCUGAUCGUCGCAGGCGGUCGGGUUGGUACUGUGGGGGUCGGAGGGCUCACGCUCGGGGGUGGUAUCUCGUCCUUCGGGCCCCGAUACGGCUGGACCUGCGACUCGGUGGUCAACUUGGAGCUCGUUCUCGCCAACGGUGCGGUGAUCAAUGCCAACGAGACGCACCACAAAGACCUGCUACACGCCUUCCGCGGCGGCUCCAACAACUUCGGCGUUGUCACCCGCAUAGAUUUCCGGGCCCACGAGCAAGGCGACAUCUGGGGCGGCGUGGUCAACUACAACUUCGAUACAGUGCCCCAACAGCUGGCCGCGUCCUCGGGCCUGGCCUCCGCAGACCCGUACGACGAGUACGCGAACUUGGUCCAGGGCUUUCUCUAUGUCACGGGCGCGGGCCGCAGUGUCGUUAACACUCUGCAUUAUACCAAGGCUUUCGAGUAUCCGGAUUUUUUUAAGCCCUUUACAGACAUCCCUAGAGUGAGCGACACGCUGCGCACAGCGAGCUUUUCCAACUUUGCAGAUGAGGGCACAGCCAACAAUCCGAAUGGGUAUCGAUCGCUUCUUGCCACAACUUCGAUCGGCUCCAGCCUAGAGAUGCUGAGCGCAGCAUUCGCGGCAUGGAACCACAGUGUUGCAUCCUUUGAUGGAGUAGUUGGCCUCGCCAGCGAGCUCUUGAUCGAGCCCAUUCCAAAAAUUGCAUACCAAGCCGCAGCGCCGAGAACAAACGUCCUCGGCCUCGAUGACGAACAAGGAGGCUUGGUGGUCUUGGGUUUGGCCGUGGGGUGGUUGAAUGAGGACGACGAUACCCUUGUGACUGAAGUCGCACAAGAGAUCAUUGCCGAAAUCGACGCGCAGGCAAAGGAGCUCGGCGAGCACUUUGAAUUCAAAUAUUUGAACUACGCCAUGGAUUGGCAGGAUGUUAUUGCAAGCUACGGCGCCGAAAAUGUGGCUAAACUGGAGAAAGUCAGCCGGACUUAUGAUCCAAAGGGAGUAUUUCAAAAAAACGUCCCAGGUGGGUUCAAGCUUUUCUAG